CCCCGCCCCGCCCCGCCCCGCGUCUGCCUCAGAGGGACCCGAGCCACCCGGACCGCCGCGUCCCCGCCGCCGCCGCCGCGUCCCCCGCCGGGGCCGACCGAGCCGAGCCGGGCCGGAGCGGCGGGCGCGGCCGGGCCGCCAUGGACCAUAAGCCCCUGCUGCAGGAGCGGCCGCCCGCCUACAACCUGGAGGCCGGCCAGGGCGACUACGCGUGCGGCCCGCACGGCUACGGCGCCAUCCCCGCCGCGCCCCCGCCGCCGCCCUACCCCUACCUCGUCACAGGGAUACCCACCCACCAUCCCAGGGUCUACAACAUCCACAGCCGGACCGUCACCCGGUACCCUGCCAACUCUAUCGUGGUCGUGGGAGGCUGUCCCGUCUGCAGGAAUCAGGUGUCUGCAUUUUCCUUCAAUUUCCGCAAGUUUACUCUGCAGUCGAUCAUCGAAGGUGGUGGAAGGUUUCGUUUUCCCGGAAGGGGCAAUUGGAAGUAAGUGCACCAGCAGGAGAGACCUCAGUGGGAGAAGCGACGGCUGUAAGAGCUGCUUUAGCCAAAGCUGGCUUGAAACGCCCUUUUACGAGCUGGACCAGGAUGGAAACCCCGUGGUUCUUUGAGGCAGGAGUGAUUUUUUUCAUAUCCUCGAAUUAGACCUGCACAGGCUUUCUGGUUUUCAUAAGACCCUGAGGUGCAGCUAGAGGAUUGUUUUGUGGAGGUUUUGAGGAUGCAAAUUUAAAUAAGGAUUAAUUAAAUAUAAAUCCUUGGCAGCUGGGGGUGUUCAGAUUGCCUAGAAAGUAGGGGCAGAGUUGGCGGGGACAGGGUUUUCAGCUGUAUCUGGGAGGAGGAAGUUGAAGCCGCUGAGAUGGAAUUAAGAAACCCUGGUUUGGACUUAUACUUGAUUUCAAAAGUGUGUGUGUAAGGCCUAGCGCAGAGUCAUGGGGAAGUGAGUGAUUUCAGAGCCUUAGCAGGCAACUUCCUGGGAAGAGGGAGGGCAUCCCAGAGGUGGGGACAAGAGGCUGGGACCUCAGGGGCAGGUUGUGGCCACUUGCCUGCAUAGGGACCCCGUGACAAACCCUAAAUGGGACGUCAGUUUGACACAGUUGGUCACCACCCAGCAGAAACGUUGGCCUUUGGAGUGAAGGUGGAGGGGAGGACAGGGCGGGGCGCCGGCUGCCUCUGGGACAUAGUUUUCUCUCGGAGCUGCACCGGGUUGAGGGGGCUGGCGGAGCUGUGUGGGUGUGAAGGCACAUGGAGGGGACUCAGAACAUGGAGGGGACACAGAACAUGGAGGAGCAGAGGGUCUGCCUGCGUGUCAUUGUCCAUGCCUUGCCAUCCCAGUGUCCAGCCUGCCGGAGGAGCUGGAUUCCAGUCCUGGUCCUGCCAGGAACAGCGGGGCCUGUUUCCCCGUCUGGGACAUGGGGGUGCCUGGUGAGGUGUCUCUGAAGCUCUUAGCUCUUCUCUGCCCAAGGCCCUGAACUUGGAGAUGUGGGAGACCAGCGGCAGUGAGGGAUGGCCCAGAUAUCCCAGGGCUGGGGGGGCGCCCAGGUGGCGGUGCAGUUGCUGUCGGUAAUGGGGGUGUUGGCCCUGCCACUUCCCCUUCCCUAGGUGGGAGCUGUGUCCCUGUGGAGGCCGGUGGCUUCCGCUGACCCGGCGGUGCCCCCUGCUGUGCAGAACCUGGAGUGGAGUCAGGCUGUGCUCUGCUCUGCUGUGGAGGAUCUUGGGCUCGGCCCCCAGAGGCUACAGGAGCGGGGUUCUCAGUUACUUGAUCACUGUGUUCUCUGCCCUUGGGCAGCUGCACCAGGCAGGGUGGAGGCUGGGUCCUCUCUGGACAAGAUUGGGGGGUCCUUAGUCCUUUAAGUUGGGACCAGAGCACUCUUUGAUCCUCCGGCGACCCCUUGGGUUGCAGCCAGGCCCCCCCAGCACACCAGUCCCUGUGCUCUGCCUGUGGUGCCCUGGAUGCUGGAGAGUGGCCCCCGCUCCCCGAGGCUUGGCCUCUGCAGCAGCAUUGGGCAUGGGAUGGGCCCCUGUGCCCUGCAGCAGCCAGAGGGUGAGCAGGGGGCUGGGUGCUCUGCUGCUGGCGUGGGGAGGGGGUGUGUGGUCCCUGGGCCACUCCUUUCUACGAGGAGAGUGGAGACGCACACGUCUGGUCGUCUGGCCGCCGCCUGCCGUCUUGGGGCCGGGAGACAGGAUACCGCUCACAUGACCACACUUCCUCCUGCCCCAGGUCCAGCCCAUCGGGCUCUGUCCCCCUCCCUGCCUGGUGGCAUGGCAGGAAUUUGUCCAAGUCACACGUCUGUUAGUCCUUCUGAGUGAGGCUUGGCCAGAGAAGCCUAUGUCCCUUGUGGUUCUGCUGCCCUGGCUAGGCCUUUGCUGAAGCUUCCUGACUCCGUCUGCCCUUUUUAACCAUUUAUGAGGAAGCAUUUCCGCAGCCCAGCGGUGGAUAUGCCCCUGUUCCUCCCGCCCUCCUGCUUCACGCCUGCCCUGCCCUGCCCAAGGCCUGGGCCUCUCUGAAACCGGGUUCUCCCUUGCCCAGGGAGGCCAGUCUUUCUCUGCUGGGGUGUGGUUAUACCUAGGUGCAGGAUGAGGUGGCUGCACUGGGAGGCUCUCCUGGGCUGGAGCAGAGCCUGUACCCUGCAAAGCAGGAACGCAGGAGUGGGGAAGGUCCUGGCAACACAGGGCCUGGCCUGCACCAGUCCCCCAUGAGUAUGGCUGGGCUGUCAUUGGGUGUUUAGUUUUGGGGGUGACCAGAGAGGAAGUCCUGAGAAGGAUUUCGCCUUUCCCAGAGAAGGUGAAACGAAAAGCUGUGGAGGGCGGAUGUUGCUCAGAGGUCCAGGGUUCGGCUCAGUAGCCAGCAUGGAGGUUGCCACUGCCCUUGAGGGGCAGAGGUGGGCUGUGGAGGGAACGGGGUGACUGUGGAGCCUGGGAAGGGCUGGAGGGGAAGGAGCCUGUGACAUCCUUGGGCUUCCAGAUGAUGGUGGUGGAGGGGCUGGUCCCUCCUACCGCCUGUGACCUGGAAGCCAGCGCUCCGCUGGUUGAGGAAGUGGCUGAGUUAGCUGGGAUGGCCCUACCCAUGUGCAUGGCCUAUGGGCUGUCCCUGUCCUGACAGUCUUGGCCUGAGGUGUGGGGGCAGCGGAUGGGCUGGAGCUUGGGCCUAGGCUGUUUGCUGGGCAGGGUUGUGGACCUCAGGGUCCGAGUGCUGCCUCAGUGGCCUCCUGAGUUUCUGACCUUGGGCUCUGCCCCCAGCUGCGGGCCAAGUGGCACUGCUGGGGUGGGUGUGGUGGCAGGCAGCGUCUCAGGCCUUUCUUCCACAGGAGAGGCUGGGACUGGCCCUGGCCAUUGGGUUUGCUGGGAAUGGCCCUGGGAGGUCCUGGUGAACUGUCCCUAAGCGAGGCAGCUCCCCCGCCCCCGUGGGGAGUGGGUACCCUGGGGCAGCCAGAAGCUGGCUGGAGCUGCUUUGGGGCCACCUCGCCCUGUGCUGAGCAUGGCUUCAGGCGCGCAGCCCUCUGAGGAAGCCCUGUGUCUCCCCUUUUCCUGGCGAGGCUCGACCUUCCAGCGAGGUGUGGUGGUCUGGGGUUGUUCCUGGGCGUGGAUGGUGCCUCGAGGCCACUGUGUGUGCACAGAGGGCAGCUGGGUGCCCUGGGGCAGCCCCUGUGACACUGACGGCCUUUGGGGGCUGCCUUGGAGGGAGAACGGGCCUGCAGGAUGGGUGCUUGUGACUGGGGAGCCCAUCUGGGUUCAGAUCCCAGCCACGCCCUUCCCUGCUGGGAGGCCUGGGACACACCCCAGUUUUUAGCCUCCUGUGAGCCCAUCCGGGUUCAGAUCCCAGCCAUGCCCUUCCCGGCUGGGAGGCCCUGGACACACCCUGGGCUUCAGGCUCCUGUAAAGUGCCUGUGGGGACACAGGAAGGGUGAGGAUGGCCCUUUCCCUGGGCAGCUCAGAGCCCUGCUGCCAGCCCCUUCUGUCCCUGGUGAGGCGGGAGCCCUGUGGCCUCCACUGCCCCAGGGCCCAGCUCCGGGUGGAUGACAGUGGCAUGACUGGCCACCUUCACUGCAGGGCUGGAGUCGACUUAAGGGAGUGCUCUUGGAAUUAGUCAGUUCCCUAAUUUCGCCAGUGGCCAUGAUCCCUCCCUGGCCGCGUGGCCUAUUGCGCAAUAGUGGGGGAGGGGCGGCUAGAGGGAGCUGGUCAGGACCCGAGCGGUUGAGAAGGUUGAAACCCACCCCACCAACCCAGGUGGGCUCUUCUGGGUUUGGAAGGGAGAACCGGAGGCUGUGGGGACGGACAGGCUGACGGGGAUGGCAGCUGUUCCGGGGCAGGGGUUCCCCUUCUCCCCUCCAGUGCUGGCCCUGCAGCUUGGGGAGUCUUGGUCUAGAAGUUGGAUCGUGUUUCUCAGUUCAGAAGAUUUGGGGUUUUAAAAAGCACAUGAUGCCAACACUCCUUUUGAGGUCUAGGGCAGUACUGCAGUUAAAACAUUAAUAUUUCUGCAGUAAGACAUGAAUAUUCAGAUAAACUAGGAUAAAUUACGACUAUAAAUAGCCACACACCAGUUCAGGUCACAUGUUGCUGCCAGGUGAGUUUGCUGUCAAGUGACAGCCAGUUCUGCCUUCAGCGCUUCUUGGUGUUUGAAGUUGUGGGUGUGGCUGUGGAAUCCUGGGGGGUAGGGUAUGCCGCCCACCUUCCAGCUGACCCCAGAGCCAGAGGUGAGGGCCGAAUGCUCCUGGCCAGCCCUCGGGCCUUCGAAGCCCGUUCAGGGUUCUCAGGCCUGGAUCACAGCCUCCUGUUGCUGGCGGAGGCCUGAGCCUCCUGGGGCGGCUGGAUCUGUCCAGUUCCCGGGUGGCACUGCAGGGAAACAGGCUCACUCUCCCCAGAGACCCAGGGGCCUUGGCCCUCCUGCCCUCUCUUUAAGUGGCGUGGAGGUGGGCAGGAGGGUGGGGGUUGAAUGGACCAGGGAUGGGGCGGCUGCCCUAGGAGGUGCCAGAGUGGGUCCCCGGACUGAGGGGCUCAGCCCAGGGUGGCACAAACGGACCGGCCCUGUGCUCUGGCUGAGGACAGGAUGGGUCUGGACGGAAGCUCUGUGGGUUGGAAGGAGGAGGGUGUUUCCCUGUGCCUGGGAGGCCAUGGGGUCAGUGCAUUUGGUUUGGCCCAUGGCACUGCUUGCAGCCCCGGGACUGGGAAUCGAGGUGCUGAGAAGUGAGGCGCCGGGGCCUGGGUGGGCUGGACUGGCGCUGCUGGAAAUCCUGGCGCUCAGGUGGGCCGGUGCCCUGGCCCGUGGCAGUGGGAAUCCAGCGUGAGUGAGCAGCCUUCCUGCACUUCUCAGCUCUGACGGAGUAGGUGGGUUUUGGGGUCUGGAUGGAGAAUUAGGAAGCAGGAGGGCGCUGCUGCCCUUGGACUUGGUGAAAGCAGCAGCUGCAGGUGGGAAGCUGGUGUGGGCGGGGCCACCAGGCAGCACUGAAGCCCCACCCCUGCCCAUUGCACCAUUGUACCUGGACGUCUCUGCUGUGCCCCAUGGGCAGGCUCCAGCCGGGCUCCCCACCCACACCCCUUUGCCCAGCCUCCUCCCAGGCACCUCUGCCCGCAGCCCUUCGUCUCAGCAGCUUUGGUCCUGAGGCGAGGUGCUCAGAUGGUCACUGAUUGGGCCGGCUGAGGGGGGCCUGGUGGCACUGGGGACCACUCCAGGGGGCAGGCUUCUUCCCUGGAAGGAUUUCUCAGCUGGUUCACCCUCCCUGUCUGCUUUUUCAUGGGACAGUUUCUAACCAGAACAUACAGCCAGUGUGUUUCCUGGGAUUUGACCGUAGAUGCCGUGGAGGAAACGGGAAAGGAAGCCCAGACGCUCCCUCCAGUUAGCCCGGAGCCUGUCAUGGCCAUCUGUGGGGACACAGCUGGUGCUCGACCUUCCCGGGGCUCCCCCACCUCGACUGUGUGGUCUUGGGAGCUGUGGCACCUGCGGCUUCUGCCCACCCGACACCCCGGGGAGAAGGUCCUGGAGCCAAGCAGGGCAUGCUGCACUCGGCAGGGCUGGGCGGAGGUGUCCUGCCCAGUCUGGACUGGCAGGGGCAGCCCUGGGCAAGGCUGAACAAGUGUGGUGGCCUGGCGACCUUGUGGUGCUUAGACAGGGGACACUUUUGUAAAAGUCCACGCAGGAAGUAGAAACUUUGCUGACAGGCUCCGGUCUUUGGCUUGGCUUUGCCUUGGAGCUUCACGGUGUGCUCUGCAGCCCGGCUCCGCCCCUCCACACAGACAGGUGGCGCUGUGUGAGUCUGGGAAACACUGGGUACAAGAGGGCCGGCCGCAGGACUGCUCAGAGCCUUUUGAGAACGAAUGGACAUAGGGACUUGAGGAGAAAAGUUUCCCCAAACCAGCUGAAUGGUUCCCCUUUUCCAAAUGUGUACCACCGUGUCUGGCUAAGUUUAAAUUGUUGUAGAGGUGUUGCAGGGGGUUUUACUUUGUUGCCCAGGCUGGUUUUGAACUGCUGGCUUUAAGUGAUCUGCCUCUGCCUCCCAAAGUGCUGCAGUUGCAGGCGUGAGCCACUGUGUCCAGCUCCAUUGGAGAUGGCUGAAGGGACCUCCCUGAGGAGGCUGGAGGGAGGCAGGUGGGCAUGAAGUGUUUUUCUUUUUCUUUCUUUUUUUUUUUUUGAGACAGUUUUGCUCUUGUUGCACAGGCUGGAG
This is a messenger RNA of Chlorocebus sabaeus (green monkey), 6657 nucleotides long. Lineage: Eukaryota; Metazoa; Chordata; Mammalia; Primates; Cercopithecidae. The record is from RefSeq and is a predicted model, not a curated record.